Molecule: messenger RNA, 1191 nt
Organism: Adineta ricciae
Lineage: Eukaryota; Metazoa; Rotifera; Eurotatoria; Adinetida; Adinetidae
Source: the annotation of a GenBank genome assembly
AUGUUGAAUGAAUGGAUUUUUGAUAUUCAAAUUUGGUAUGCUUUUUUAAGUAACAAGAAAAAACGCAGAAUAGUAUUUGAAUUCGAACAUUUGGUCGUAUCAACCGUGUCAUCCAAAGAAACAGAGCUAGAUAUAGAGAAUCAAAACACUUAUUUACACAAGCCCAGUGAGUACAUUCCUUCCUCCCAUUCCAUUAACGAGUACAUUCUUUAUUGGUACAAGUUCCAUCCAAUCCAAUUCUGCUCCUGUUUCACUAUAAAUCGGAAUCGAAUGAGUUUUCUCGCACGAACCUUUUCGCAGUUUAUUACCCGUUCUGGAACAACAGCAUCAACACUUCUUACCAAACCACAUAAUGUCUCAGCAUUAGCGCUUCGAUUAUCAUCGACACAACAAAGUGGUAAUGAACAAAAGAAAUAUGACUACUUGUUAGUUGAUGUCAAAGGAAAAGACUCCAAUAUUGCCCUAGUCCAAUUGAAUCGUCCUAAAGCAUUAAAUGCUUUAUGUGAUGGAUUAAUGAAAGAAUUAAGCUCUGUAUUGGAAUCACUCGAUAGAGAUGAAAAAAUCGGUUGUAUUGUCUUAACAGGCAGUACACGCGCAUUCGCUGCCGGUGCUGAUAUCCGAGAAAUGCAGAAUAAUACAUUACCACAAGUUGUAGGCGGAGGUUUUCUUGAUCAAUGGUCCGCUGUUUCCAAAAUCAAAAAACCAAUCAUUGCUGCUGUUAAUGGCUUUGCCUUGGGAGGUGGAUGUGAAUUAUCAAUGAUGUGUGAUAUUAUCUAUGCUGGUGAAGAAGCUGAAUUUGGUCAACCAGAGAUUAUCAUUGGUACCAUUCCCGGUGCUGGUGGUACCCAACGUUUGCCACGUUAUGUAGGAAAAUCGAAAGCGAUGGAAAUGGUUUUGACUGGCAACAGAAUUAAGGCGAAAGAAGCGUAUCAAAUCGGUUUAGUCAGUGCUGUUUUUCCAGCGAAUCAACUUGUUGAUGAAGCGAUCAAGACAGCAGAGAAAAUCGCUAGUCAUUCAAGAAUUGUCGUACAAUUAGCGAAAGAAGCCGUGAAUGCAGCGUUUGAAACAACAUUGGCUGAAGGUAAUCGAUUUGAAAAACGUCUAUUCCACACAACAUUUGGUCUGGCUGAUCGAAAAGAAGGCAUGACAGCAUUUAUUGAAAAACGUAAACCAAACUUUACCGGUCAAUAA